AUGGCAUUGAAUUGGAAGAAUUUUUCAUUCAAGAAGGGUAAAGUGGCAAAUGGCCAUCAAAAUGAAGUGGUCAGAUCAGCCUCAGUGAGGAAUCUCAAAGAAAAGAACAAAGAUAUGUCAAGUCAGAGUAGUUCCUCGAUUGCGAAUGAUGACCUGAAAUCACCGCCAGGGAAAAAAUUGGAAAGAGUUGAUGUUCACAGUAAUGUGGUUUCAAUGUGUCCAGAUGUUGUUGACAUUAGUGAAGAAGCAUGUGUCGAAAUGACAAAGGAUCCUUUCGAUGAUGAUGAUGAUGACGAUUAUUUGAUGAACUGGACUGAUCAGAUGAUCGUGAAUGAUUAUUAUCACUUUGAUGAUGAAUAUGAUGCAGAUGUCAAUCAAAGCAUAGCUAAUAAUAAUAUUAAUGAUGAUUAUGACGACGAUGAUGAUGAUGACGGUGAUGAUGAUGAUCAUAAUUUUAUUCCUUCUGCAAAAAAGGUUAAACUGAGCAAGAAAGUGAAAAAAAAAAGUAAGCUAGUUAGGUCUAAAAAGCCUAUGAAAAAGAGCAAUCCACCAUAUUCCAUGGACAUCAUCUCCAAUUCAAACAAAAAUAGUCCAUAUUCCAACAAACCAACGGGCAAAUUGUUGAAGGAACAUUUGCUGAAAGGAACAACAAUAUCUGCAACAUCACAAACUACAUCUACAACAACACCGACGACAUUGCCAAUGAUGAACGAUAAACAAUCAAAAAAUAGAAAAAUUUCCAAACUGGAUAUGGGCUGUUUACCAGUAAUAACAUCAGUCACAUCAAAAACUUCAUCUGAAACAUCAAUGACAUUAUCGCAAACUUGGCAGACAUCGUUGACAUCAUCAAAGAUAUCACCGAUACUAUCAUUGCCACGUUCUGUAGAAACAUUAUUACAAAAGUCAAGAACAUUCUCACGACCACUAUUGAAACAAAGUAAGCGGAUUAGGUCUAAAAAGCCUAUAAAAAAGAGCGAUCCACCAUGUUCCAUGGACUCCAUCGCCAAUUCAAACAAGUCUGUCAAAAAUUCAAAUGAGUCAAUCGAGAAUUUUGAAAUGCCAGAUAGAAAUUUGAACAAUUCUUUUAAAAAUGUCAACAAUUCUCCUCAAAGGGUCAACAAAAUAAUACAAAAUCUCAAGAAUCGUUUUAGAGAUUUGAAGAACUUCCCAAACAACAAUAGAAGUGACAAAAACAAUUCAAACACGACAAACGUCUCACCGAUACUUGAAAAAAUUCUUCUCAAUGAAAACACCAACAACGACAGCCUUAGUGGCGACAACAUCGACAGAAACAUUAACAACAAAAACAACGAUGGCGUCAAUCAGUUCAUCAACUUACUUCCUACAAUUCCAACAAUCUACCAACUUCCUAACAUUAAUGCUAGCCUCUUGCUGAAUGCCUUUCCUGCUAACAUCAAUGCAAACUUUUUGCAAAAUGAAGUUAUUGUUGGCAACACAAAUAACAUUUACAGCAAUGCAACACUUAAUCCGACCAACAACAACAUCUUUACCAACAAUUUGUUACUGAACAACAAUAACAUUCUUUUGAAUGGCAGUCAGAUUGUUGGGUUGAUCAACCCCAACAACUUCAACAACAACAACAUUCUCCUUCCAAACACUAACUUAACUUUUCCUAACAAUUCACUAGUCACUAAUUGGAAUCUAGCACAAAUGCCAUACAUACAAAACAUUCCUCAACUUAACUUCUUCAACAAUAAUGAAAUUAUGAUUGCCAAUCCAUGUACUGCUAGCAACGGUCAUUUGCUGCAAGCUAGACCUCUCCUGAAUAUUAUAGACAACCAUUGCAACAACAGCAGUAACAUCAAUAACAACAACAACAGUAACACUAACAAUAACAACAACAACAAUAACAUUAACAUUAACAACAAUACACCUACGAGCAAUAUUCACAUGCUGAAUGUUAACAUUACACCAAGAGUUGUUCACUUCCAAGAUUGCAACAACAACGACAGUAAUAGGUCAACAACAACGACAACAACUUCUGCAACAACAUCAUCAACACCUCUUAAUACUGACAGAUUAUCUAAUAUAGUUAGCAUUAAUAGCACCAGCGUUAAUACUAUUUUUACAACAAAUUCUGACAACAGAAGCAGCAACAUAAACAACCAAAACAUAAAAAAAUUAAUGGUCUUAAAAUACCGAAACAAUUGCAAUAAGAUGGUCAAUUUAGUUGUUGGCAAGACCUGCCUGAACAACACUAUCAACACUUCAGCUACAACCACAUCUACCACUAACACACCCUCUUCUGCCACUUUUACUACUACUGCUAAUAUUAACACUUUUACAAUUACUAAUACUGCUACGACAGCCAGAAAUAUUGCCUUAUUAAGUAAUCCUGCAACUACUACUAACAACAAUACAGUUAGUAGUAGCAGCACAACAUUCAGUAGCAGCCGUUGUAGUAGUGGUAGCAGUGUAGUGACAGCAAGCAGUAAUGGCAAUAGUACUGUUGUAACGCCUCUUCUUGUUAAAGAUAAUAAAAGUACCGAAUACUACAUUACCGCCAAUGGUGUCGUUACUAAAAUUACUGUACCUUCUAAUGAAGACAUUUUCAUCGAGGAUGAUGAUGAUGAGGAGGAGGAUGUAGAAAAGGGAGAUGAUGAUGAAGGUGAGAGUAAUGGAGAUAAUGGGAACAAUGUAGUCAUUAAUGAUGAAGAUAGUAAUGAUAAUGAGGUUGGAGAGAGGGAAGAUGAUCAAAGAAAUAAAAGUGAUGAUGAUCAUAGAAAUAAAAGUGAUGAUCAUAGAAAUAAAAGUUAUGACGGUAAUAAAAAUAAAAGUGAUGACGGCACAGAGAGUAGAAUUGUUAUUGAUGAUGAUGAUGAUGAUAAUCAUGAUGAUGGUCGUAACAAUAGAAAUACAAAGGACAGUAAUAGAAAUGGUGCUAAUGGUAAUCUGAUGAACAGAAUUGUUAUUGAGGAUGAUAAUGAGAAAGAAGAUGAUGAUGGUAAGAAUGAGGCUAGUGAUAAUUUCGAGAGCAGAAUUGACAUUGAUAAUGCUGACGACGAUGGUAAUGAAGAUGGUAGUGGGGGGAAAGGUGAUGCCAACUUGGAGAAAGAAUUUGUCAUUGAUGAUGAUGAUAAUAAAAAUGAGGAUGAUGACAAGGAUGAUGAUGAUGAAAAUGAAAAUGACGAUGAUGCUGGUAACAAUGUGAAUGGGAAUGAUUGCGAAAGUACUGGGGCAGUUCUUAUGACUUGCGAAAAUGAUGACGCAGAACCAAUUAACGAAUCCACCGCCAUUGACGUGCAUAAUGAUGGUGACGAUGAUAAUGAGGAUGAUGAUGGUGAUGAUGCAGAUGGUUGUUAUAUCGUUGAAAAUGAAGGUGACAGUAAUAAUGAGAAUGUUACUUGCAAUAAGAUAUGUUUAACCAAUGCAUCUAGUGCCGAUACAUUCUUUGCCACUGAGCGUAAAUCAGGUGCUGCUGCCAGAAUUGAAUUUAAUGACGACUCUGAAGAGGAAGACGAUGUUGAAAAUGUUGCAGGUGAUGUUGAAAAUGACGAAGAUUUUGUUGAAGGCGAUGUUGAAAAUGAUGAUAACGAUGAUUAUAUUGACGUAAGAACAGCCAACAACCUGGGACCAGCUGUUGUCCACAUUGAAGCUACAGACACGAGGGAAUGCAUAGAAUUCACACUGCAAAAUAAUUACGACAACUUGCAACAUCUCGUCAUUCGUUCAUGUGAAGAUUGGGACGAACAUAUGUUUUCACUACUUGGCAACCUGACCCAAUUGCAGAAACUCGACCUAUAUAAAGGAGGUCACAUACCAGAUAGGGGACUUUAUAAGGCUUUACAAAAGAUAUCCAAGUAACAUUCCUUGAAAUCUCUGUGCCUGAUAGAUUACACGAUAGAUUACAGGCUCUCGUCAUCAGUACAAAGGAUGGGCCACUUGCAACACGUCACCCUGCAGCCAAGGAUCGAUGCUAAUGGCGUGUGUAAAGCUGCUUACGUGAAUCUUUGUAGCUUGCUGGCACUUUACAACCUGAAACACUUGAAAUCUCUCAUGUGGAUUGUCUGCCUGGAAAAACCUUUCCAAACAAAUGACAACUCUGCUGAGGGACAACUCGAAGACAGUUCUAAAAUAGUAUGUGAUAAAUAUAACGAAGACCAUGUUGAUAAUAAUAACAACAACAACAACAAACUGGGCAGUGAUAAGGGUGCGAUAAUGUUGCCGUUUUUGUUGGAAACUGUUGCAGAUUUGAAAAGCAUGAAACUAUCUGAUGACCGUGAAAGGAAAUGUUUCUACAUAAACGUUGACACGUUGAGAACAAAAUUGAAAUCUUCCCUACCUAAAACUUCUGUAAUAGUCAUCGUAGAUAACUCAAAAUUUACUGCCUGAAUGAUCGGCUUACUUUUUCUUUAAUUGUGAUACAGUUUUGAAUUUUUAUUUCAAUUUUUUAGUAAGCCGUUUGUGUUGUUAUAUAUUGCAUUACAUGUCAAUUUUUGUUAUAUGUAAAUUUUGUUUAUAUUAUACGUUAUUCCAUCCCCAUGCUGUUUGAUUUUUAAAUGCUUCUUCUUGGUUUUUUCAUAAAAUAAUGUUUCAGUUUAA
Messenger RNA from Helobdella robusta, 4563 nucleotides. RefSeq lists its product as hypothetical. Lineage: Eukaryota; Metazoa; Annelida; Clitellata; Rhynchobdellida; Glossiphoniidae. The transcript has 8 exons. The record is from RefSeq and is a predicted model, not a curated record. The coding region runs from base 1 to 3825 and encodes 1274 amino acids.